Messenger RNA from Acyrthosiphon pisum (pea aphid), 1497 nucleotides. Its product is annotated as glutathione S-transferase 1-1-like. The transcript has 5 exons. NCBI's taxonomy places the organism in Eukaryota, Metazoa, Arthropoda, Insecta, Hemiptera, Aphididae. Gene Ontology annotation, biological process: glutathione metabolic process. Gene Ontology annotation, molecular function: glutathione transferase activity. The record is from RefSeq and is a predicted model, not a curated record. Bases 454 to 1320 code for a protein of 288 amino acids.
UCCAAAGAUUACCCAUGAUUACCAUGUUACGACCAGAUAUGGAUGACCUGUUAUAGAACCGUAGUUUAUGUGUAAUUUACGAGUACGCGUCAUAUGUCCCUUGGGCCCAAGUUAGCCGAUCGACGAUAACACGUCCUGCCGGUGUUGCGAAUGCACACACGCCGCUCCCCACAGUCAUCUCAAUGGUCCUGGCCACACCGACUGUUACCGUAUGUAGGAAUAUCCGUCAAUGAAUUUAAAUAAUCUCCACAAUGCUCUCUCUUCACCCUUCUUCCUCCCACCGUCUCCGUUAGGUGAGUACAUGACUUUCAGCACCCGAGUCGCGGUUGUGAGUUAGUUGCCUUUUUCGUAAUGGUUUUAACAUAUCACUUGAAACGUCACUGAAUCUAGGUCAAGGAUUGCGUAUUAAAGUACCUACCCGAUAUUUCAAUACAAGUAUAUUAUUAUAAAGGUAUGUUUUUUAAAUAUUAUUGUAGAACUGAGUUGAAAUUGUACUACACUCCUGGCAGUCCGCCAUGCAGAUCCGUUUUGCUGACUGCCAAAGCUUUGGGUUUGGAAUUUAAAUUGAUAACUGUAGAUCUCUUUAAGGGUGAUCACAUGAAACCAGAAUUUCUUAAACUAAAUCCUCAACACAGUAUACCGACACUGGAGAUUGGUGAAUUUAUUAUGUGGGAGAGCCGUGCAAUUAUUGUGUACUUGGUUCAAACUUAUGGAAAAUACAAUGAUCUGCUGUUCCCCAAGGACAAGAAAAAGCAAGCGCGGAUCAACCAAAUACUGCAGUUUGACUUGGGCACCUUAUACCCGGCUUUUCAAAGGCAAUACUACCCGUGGCUUUUUGGUAAAGAAUUGAAAACCAAAGACAAAGAGCAGAAAAUCCACGACGCACUCGGGUUUUUGGAAACCUUUUUGGGAUCUAACGAUUGGGUUGCUGGCGAUUCAAUGACUUUGGCCGAUAUGGCUUUGGUCGCUUCCAUUUCGACCUUUGAGGUUGCCGGUGUUGACUUGAACAAACAUGUCAAAGUCUCUAAAUGGCUUCAAAAGUGCAAGACUACAAUGGAGGGAUACAAAGAUGCCAAUCAAUAUGGAGUAGAUCGAUUCAAAGCCUUGGUAGAAAAGAAAUUAGCUGACUCAGUAGCACAAAAGGAACAGGGAAUUGAUGUUGGAGAAAUUCAGGAACAUAAUACAGUACUUGUUACCAAUUAUAAAGUAUUUAAAGCGACUAAAACACUAUUAAGAGCUGUAAAAGAUCACCUCAUAGCCGAAGAAUUCUCUGAAAUAUUAAAACAAUUAGAGACAGCCAUGGAGGCCAUAGUAAAUUAGAAAUUUAAAAAUGUAAUAAGUUAUAUCUACAAAACACUAAAAUUAACUAAAUUUAAUUUAAAUUAUGUAUAUAUGUGUUUACUUUGUAUCUUGACAAGUAAUGUAGUCCAUUUAUUACUAUGAAUGUAAAAAAUAAAAUGUUUUUAAAAGUUCGAAUCACCGCUUAUACUGAUAAAU